GCGGGGCAGGACUCUCAAACCCCGGCAGGGAUUGAACCGCAGCUGCUCGGUCCAGCCUUCAGUUUUAGUGCCUCCGGUUCUCCCGGUGGUUUUUUUGUUUUCGCCGUGACUCGGUACACGGCUGGGGAAGAUGUCCGACGCCAGCUGGAAGCCCUUUGUGUUCGGCGGACUCGCUUCCGUGACGGCGGAGUGCGGGACUUUCCCAAUCGACCUGGCAAAGACUCGACUACAAGUUCAAGGCCAAGUAGGCGACAGCAAAUACCGAGAGAUCCGGUACAGAGGCAUGCUCCACGCUAUAGUGAGGAUAGGACGAGAGGAGGGGCUCCGGGCUCUGUAUUCAGGAAUCGCUCCUGCUAUGCUGCGCCAGGCCUCCUAUGGGACCAUAAAAAUUGGCACAUACCAGAGCUUUAAGCGACUGCUGGUUGACAGGCCGGAGGAUGAGACUAUGCUGACUAAUGUGCUGUGCGGUAUUCUCUCUGGAGUCAUCUCGUCCUCCAUCGCCAACCCCACUGAUGUGCUGAAGAUCCGCAUGCAGGCUCAGGGAAAUGUGAUCCAGGGCAGCAUGAUGGGCAACUUCAUCAACAUCUACCAGCAGGAGGGAACAAGAGGACUGUGGAAGGGUGUCUCUCUAACGGCUCAGCGGGCGGCCAUCGUGGUUGGAGUCGAGCUACCGGUCUAUGACAUCACAAAGAAGCAUCUGAUCCUGUCGGGUCACAUGGGGGACAACGUGUACACACACUUUGUGUCCAGCUUUGCGUGCGGUCUGGCGGGGGCUCUGGCCUCCAACCCCGUGGACGUAGUCCGGACACGAAUGAUGAAUCAGAGAGGAGGAGCUCUGUACCAGGGAACACUGGACUGCAUACUGCAGACGUGGCGCUCCGAGGGCUUCAUGGCCCUCUACAAGGGUUUCUUUCCCAACUGGCUGCGCCUGGGACCCUGGAACAUCAUCUUCUUCCUCACAUACGAACAGCUGAAGAAGAUCAACGUGUGAGCGAGAGAACGAGACGGUGAAGAAGAGACGAGAAUGUGCUCACGCUCCGAAACGAGCUGAGAGGACCAAAAAUGGCUGGAUGUUGAUGGAUCCUUGAUGGAGCCACUGAGAGGGCGAAGGGGGUUGAUGUAGACCCAUGUACGAGGGGCGGCGUGAGAAUGUGCCGGAUUCCUGUUUGGGCUGCAUGUCUCCAAAAGCCUGUGGCAAGUUGGAAGACACUCAUAUCUGAUGUUUUUGCUCAUCUACAUGCUGUGUUCAGCUUACGCCUAUCAUAUACUGGGAAACUGAAAAUGCUUUUAAAUCUGUCGUCUAAAGAUAAUGUGAAUAUUUCAUCACAGACUGUCCGAUUUUGCAGAGACUGGGAUCUUGCUGGAUCACCAUUUGCAAGACUAUAAUUAGAUUCCUUUAGAGAUUAUUUCCAAUCCUGCUUCUGGUGGAGAAAAAAACACCAAACUCCCUUUAAGAAAUAUGACGUUUAAACAAUUCCUUACGUGUAUGCGAAAACACAUAACUCUAGAAAAACGAGAUAAAAGGCGCCAGAUGUCGACAGUAUUCUCCUGAAUUCGGCUUGGUUUGACACAGACUUUACAUUUUGGAUUUUCUCGCCUUAACUUGCCACCAGCCUCCAUUGGUUAGCUGCGCUCUUCUAGUGGGAAAAAGAGGCAAAAAUUAAGAUUUCUCACUAAAAUAAGUGCUGGUUGGUGGAUCAGAUAAACGUCAAAUUAAACACAGUCCCAUCCCAGAUAGCAAAACUAUUGGUUGUUGACGAUAUUCACGCCAAGACAAAAAUGGUAUGCUCAUAUCAAACAUGUUUAAUUUUGUCGAACGUCAUGAGAGGAAAAAGACCGACUUAAGACAGCUCAGACUGAGUUUUAUGACCACCUUACAUCAAACGAUAGGGAUCACGGGAGCACGCACCGACUGAGGUUAAACUCAUGAUUUUAUUACGACACUGGACAUUUGUCUGCAAAAGUGAAAUUACUAAAAAGUGGUUUGAUGUAAGGCCGGCAUAAACCACCCAUAUUAAGGUCAAGUGUGUAGGACAAAGGGGGAUAUAUUGGCAGAAAUGGAAUGUAAUAGUAUUUUUUCUUUUGAGUUUAAUCACCUGAAAAUGAGAAUCUUUGUGUUUUCGUAACCUUAGAAUCAGCCGUUUAUAUCGACACAGGGAGCAGGUCCUCGUCUACCAAUCUGCGUGUUUCACGACUAGGUCUCUACAGUCUUUAUUAUUAUUAUUAUUAUGCUUUAUUCAGUGUUUUAAUCACUGGAUUAAUUUGUUUUGGAGAGAAACAGACCUCUGUGAAUAAUUUGGCUUCGGUAAAAACCUCCUCAGUGUCUGGAUCUUACAUUAUCAGAGGGAAACGGUGAGCACACAGUAGCAUGUGGUCGACUCGCUGCCCGUUUUUAACAUGCCAAACAGCCUCGGAGAAACACUGAUUUAUAACAUGAAACUGCUUUAUUCAGUGUUUUCACUGGCUAAAAUCACAGGGUCUGUUUAUUCUGAAGAGGAAAAGGUCUGCAGAUAAUUCGGCUUCCGGUUAAAACCUCCUGAACGUGUCGAUCUUAAGUUAUCAGCGACAAAAGGCGGGCAAACAUCAGCGGGUGCAGGACUAGUGAACUAUCUGCAAUAAGCCAAAGAGCAUUGGAAAAACACUGAUUUGUAGUGUGAAAGUGCUUUAUUCAGUGUUUUUACCAGCUUUAAUCACCUGGUUAAUUGGUUUUGGAGAGGAAGAGACCUCUGAGUAUAAUUCUGCUCCCAGUAAGAAUAACAACUUCUGAAGUUAUUCUAACCGUGAAAAGUUUCAGCUAUUUAAACUCUUUAAUCCGCACCACUAGAUGCCCCUAAAUCCCCCUAAAUCUUACAUACUAUUUCUUUAAACUCCACGCCACCUUAUUUAUUGUCUUGUAAAUGUUAAACACUCCAAGACUCUUGUUUACAAAGAAUAACUUCAGCCAGAAACGGCGUUAAAAUGGCUAUAAUGUGGUCUCCAAAUUGAGUGCCUUAGUUUGUGAUGCAGGCUGUCGGUGCCUGAAGGACCGAGAAUGUCGGACAGCAGCUGACAAUCGCAGUGAUCAUUCCCUUUUGAAAAGAAAAACGAUUGUGUGCAUGAAAACUUGGACUAGGAUGUGUUUUUUUGUUGUUUUUUUCUAUAUUGCUAAAUUGAGCAUUGGUUUUUGAGGAAAGGUGAAAUUAUUUAUAAUUGUGAGAGUCUCCCAAGAGUAUUUACAGUGUAAAGAGCCAAAAAUACAUCCCGGUGGACUGUAAUGAAUAACGGUCGUGUAAACGAGCGCUCAGCCAGGACACAGAUCACAUGCCCAAAUGUGGCGAGACUGGUGGUCCCUCAUGCCAGCGAGUGCAGACAUAAAUAUAACCUGUGGCAGCUGGGGGUGACUCCCUGCGUUCUUGUGAUCAUAUACUUGCUGUGAAAACCUAUACACACGUUAUGUAAGCUUACAUACGACGUCCCACAACGCUUUCGGGUUUAGACCACUGACUCGGAUAUCCAAAGUGCAUCAUUUGACAGUGUUUAUCGCUCGAAACCACUAAAAGUACUGCAGAUGCUCCACAGUUAACUCUGGGUAUUUUUUCAUAUUUGCACGAUGAAUCUGUGAGCUUUCGUUGUGAAGAAUGCUUCUGGCUGUUGUGUGUGUGAGUGUGCGCGCGCGUGUGUGUGUGAGUGAGAGCUGCCAUCGCUGCCAAAGUAUAACUUCUGAUGUUGGUGUAAAGCAGUGAUGCUCAACUUGCAGCCCGUGGGCCGAAUUUGGCCCUCAAUAGGGUGCUGGUGGCCUUUUUCUUAAGCCUCUUUUUCUCUGCACAAACCCCCCCC
Plectropomus leopardus (leopard coralgrouper) is the source of this 3816-nucleotide messenger RNA. RefSeq names its product kidney mitochondrial carrier protein 1. Gene Ontology annotation, biological process: transmembrane transport. NCBI's taxonomy places the organism in Eukaryota, Metazoa, Chordata, Actinopteri, Perciformes, Serranidae. The record is from RefSeq and is a predicted model, not a curated record.